CUACCAAGAGCUCCGUUCAGCUUUAACGGACUAUCAAAUGACGAGUGUAUCGACAAGUUUCGAUUUGAUAAAACGCAGCUAGCUACCCUUGUCAAGCUAUUCGACCUCGGCGCCAUUCGAACUCGAGAGCGUACGGCAGCUACUGGUGUCGAAGGUCUAUGCAUUGUGCUGUAUAAGUUGGCAGUCCCAAUGCGCUGGAGCGACCUUGAGUCAUUUUUUGGUCGGAAUUCGUGUGGUUUGUCGAAUUUGUUCUUGCACGUGCUGGAGUUGCUCGACAGCAAAUUUUCGGACCUCCUCUAUUUCAAUCACGAUUACGCUGCGGAGAACUUACAAGCGUACGCCGACGCUGUUUUUGAUGCUGGUGGGCUACUGCAAAUUGUCUGGGCGUUUGUAGAUGGAACCGUAAGAGGAAUUUGCCGUCCAACAGCUCGCAAUGUCCGUCGUGACGGCAAAUACCUGAGCCAGAAGUCCGUCUACAACGGACACAAGCGCAAGCAUGCGCUCAAAUACCAAACUUUCUCGACACCGGACGGACUUAUCACUCAUCUAUAUGGUCAUUUUCCUGGGCGUAACCACGACAUCAAAAUGUACAAAGAUUCUGGAAUUGCCGACGUCAUCAGAAAUGAUCUUCGAUUCAAGUCUUUCCGAGUGUCCGGUGAUCAGGCAUAUGGGAAGGAUGGCGUUCUAUCGAGUCCUUUUGGGGGGGGGCUAUUGCGAAUCUAA
This is a messenger RNA of Phytophthora sojae, 723 nucleotides long. RefSeq lists its product as hypothetical. The transcript has a single exon. NCBI's taxonomy places the organism in Eukaryota, Oomycota, Peronosporomycetes, Peronosporales, Peronosporaceae. The annotation marks the transcript as partial. The record is from RefSeq and is a predicted model, not a curated record.